AUGGUCACUACGACUGUCUUUGGUCUGUCCACCGGGCUGUUUAUCAACAACAAAUUCAUCCCCGCCCAUGGAGGGCACACUCUCGACACGAUAAACCCAGCAACAGGAAAGCACCUCGCCAAAGUGUCGGCUGCCCAAACAGAGGAUGUAGAUUCUGCCGUAGCAGCCGCCCAGACUGCCUAUGUGGCAUGUUGGAAGCGAAGUCCCCCACAGGAAAAGGCAAAGCUCCUCCUGCGACUCGCCGAGCUAAUCGAGAGGGAUCGCGAUGAUCUGGCAACCCUGGCAGCCGUGGACGCGGGUGCGCUCUACGCUGAUACCCAGUACGGUGAGAUAGAGCAGUCUAUUCAACAACUGCGCUACUAUGCGGGGUGGUCGGAUAAGAUUACGGGGAAGCUCCUUGAUGGCCGAGGUGAGGGGCUUAGCUUUACCAGCCGCGAGCCUCUGGGAGUAUGUGCCGCAAUUGUUCCAUGGAACGCCCCCUUGAUGAUUGCAAUCUGGAAGUUAGCACCUGCCAUUGCAGCAGGCAACGUUCUCAUCAUUAAAACUCCAGAGCUUGCUCCCCUAUGUGGACAGAAACUUGGUGAGCUCGUCUGUGAAGCAGGCUUCCCCCCAGGCAUCAUUAACAUCAUCUGCGGUCUGGGGACGAUCGCAGGUCACGCCUUGGCGGAGCACCAGGGAGUAAGCAAGAUUGCUUUCACGGGGUCAACGUCCGUUGGGCGGAGCAUUAUGCGGGCUUCAGCGAACAGCAACCUCAAGAGGAUCAGUCUAGAGCUCGGCGGAAAGGGUCCUAGCAUCGUCUUCGGCGACGCGGACUUGGAGAAUGCGUUAAAGUGGACGAUACGGGGAAUCACAUUGCAUAACGGACAGAUCUGCGCUGCUGGCUCAAGGAUCCUGGUGCACGAGUCCAUUUAUGAACGGUUUUGUCGGGAGUUUCACCAAAGAUCUCGGGAUGCGGUUUAUGGUGAUCCUCUUCUGCCCGCAACGAAGAAGGGUCCGAUAAUCAGCCAAGCUCAGCUCCAGAGCAUUCUAAAAAGUGUUGAGAUGGGUGCACGAAACGGGGGACAUCUCCUUCACGGAGGCAAAGCUAUUGGCGAAGGAGGCUAUUUUAUUGAAAACACUGCGUUUAUGGGAGUUGACGAGGACUCUAUCAUUGCGCGGGACGAGAUCUUUGGUCCAGUCGCUGCUAUUUCCAAGUUUUCUACAGAAGAGGAGGCGGUGGCCAGGGCAAACCGGACGAUAUAUGGGCUCAGUGCAGCCGUCUUUACAAGCAGCAUCGACACGGCUGUUCGGGUCACUGCUGCAAUGGAGAGCGGGCAUGUUACAGUCAACGCCUGGGGUAUGUUGAGCGCUGAUGCCCCGUUUGGUGGCUAUAAGCAGAGCGGAUUCGGCCGAGACGGAGGCGAGGAGGCACUUGAAAGCUGGACCACAGUGAAGACUGUCAAAUAUUCCAUCUCAGCUUCGACAUGA
This is a messenger RNA of Clonostachys byssicola, 1467 nucleotides long. Lineage: Eukaryota; Fungi; Ascomycota; Sordariomycetes; Hypocreales; Bionectriaceae. The record is from the annotation of a GenBank genome assembly.